AUGUACACAGUUCCUGCAGCAGCAUUACUGGAGAUGGUCGAAGUGAAGCCGCACGAGGAGUUGCUGUCCAGCGGAGUGCUUGUGGAACAGGAUGAAAACAAGGGAGGGCACGUGGCUUUCGUCUCUCACCAGUGGGUUGGGAAGGGCCAUCCCGAUCCCAACUUCGAGCAGUUUAACGUCCUUCAGGAGGUCUUCCGAGAUCUUCUUGCGUCGACGUCCUACAUCCACCUCGAGACUGUAAGCUGCAUCAUGUCGCCGCUGAAAUCAGGCUUCUAUUCCCAAUGUUUGCAGAGCAGGCCAUUGUUCGUCUGGUACGACUAUUUCUCUGUUCCGCAGAGCCCCGCAGCAGCUCCGAAGCAGCGACAUGCCAUUGACUGCAUCCCGGCCUACAUCGCGCGGUGUCGCUUCUUCUUUGCCCUCUGCCCCGUCAUCGAGAGUGCCGAGCUUUCCGGAGUUUUUUCGCCGUUCACGUGGGUGCAGCGAGGGUGGUGUAGACUUGAGAAAGUGUGUCGUCAACUCUCAGCUGCAGAUGGGACCUGGAUCAUGAUCAAGAGCAGGAAGCACUUGGAAGUGAUGCCCAUUGUUUCGGUCGCGGUCGGCUCUGUCAGUGUGGGCGAAGGCACCUUCACAGAUUCCAAAGACCGUGAUCAGCUGGGACCAGUUUUGAAAGCGGCCCUGAGGAACAAGUUGGUUUCUUUAAUGAGGGAUGGAAACAUUGUGGCUUUUCGCACGCUGUUGAACAUGCAGGCGUUUUUCCUGAGAGGCUUGAAUGUUAAACCUGCUGCUGACUUGGUUCCCGGUGUUACGCUCGGUACAGAUGUACUUCCUGAGUGGCUCCUGGCGGACAGUUUCCUGUUCCAGAACGGUUUUCGGGAAGUGGACGAAGUGGAUGCUGCUGGCUGGUCGCCCUUGGCAUACGCUGCCCUCGGAGGGGAUCCGGAGGUGAUCCAGGCAUUGUUACAAAAGAGGGCCGACCCCUCCAGCAGGACCCGUGCCACCAACUACUUCGUCAAUAUCCCCGGAAAUGCUUCGAUGGUCAGCAUCGCUGCGUUCUACAGCAACAACGAAGCCCUCCAGGUGCUCAUCACAGCCAGAGCAAGUCUUGAGGCUGGGAUUGCACCACCAGUGGUUACAGCAUCCGGGGGUGACAACACCGAGGGAAUGCGGAUCCUCUUAGCUGCAGGUUGCAGCUUGCAGGCUCAAAAUGCAGCUGGCCACACGGUCUUUGAGAAUGCCGCCCUGACCGGAUCGCAAAAUGUGAUGGAGGUGCUUCUCGAAGGUGGCACUACGGCUGCCCAGCUUACUCGCUCAUUGCACUGGGCAUGCUGGCUGGGAGGAGGCUCCUUGAAAUUCGUUCAGCGUGUCUUGCGGUUCUUCAAGGACGGCCAACGUGCCGAAGCCUCUUCGUCAUCGUUGUGUUCAAGAGCAUUUUUGUCGUUCAUCCUGACCAUUCUCGUGUUCAACAUUGCCGACAUGGUCAUUGGCUACAUCGACAUAAAUCAUCGCAAGUAG
Molecule: messenger RNA, 1512 nt
Organism: Symbiodinium sp. CCMP2592
Lineage: Eukaryota; Dinophyceae; Suessiales; Symbiodiniaceae
Source: the annotation of a GenBank genome assembly